This is a messenger RNA of Pangasianodon hypophthalmus (striped catfish), 1962 nucleotides long. RefSeq names its product NSFL1 (p97) cofactor (p47) (gene nsfl1c). Gene Ontology annotation, biological process: membrane fusion; autophagosome assembly; proteasome-mediated ubiquitin-dependent protein catabolic process. The transcript is spliced from 9 exons. The coding region runs from base 59 to 1174 and encodes 371 amino acids. NCBI's taxonomy places the organism in Eukaryota, Metazoa, Chordata, Actinopteri, Siluriformes, Pangasiidae. The record is from RefSeq and is a predicted model, not a curated record. Gene Ontology annotation, cellular component: nucleus; cytosol. Gene Ontology annotation, molecular function: ubiquitin binding.
UUUCAGUCCACUGUUUCCCGUCGAGCAGUCGGACCUAGCUGCAGUUCCACACAGCAAAAUGGCGUCGCGGGAUGAAUCGGUGAGGGAGUUUGUUGCAGUUACCGGUGUUGAGGAGGAGAGAGCCCGGUUUUUCCUCGAAUCAGCUGGCUGGGAUUUGCAGCUUGCCCUUGCCAGCUUCUUUGAGGAUGGAGGAGAUGAUGAUAUUGUUACCCUUCCUCAGCCAGAAAGCGGCCCGGGCCCUCGAUCCACAGGACCAAGUGAACACCGAGUGACUUCCUUCAGAGACUUGAGGCAUGAAGAUGAAGAGGAGAGUGAUGAAGAAGGUCAGAGGUUCUUCGCUGGUGGUUCAGAACGCAGUGGUCAGCAGAUUGUUGGUCCACCCAAGAAGAAGAGCACAAAUGAGGUGGUUGAGGACUUGUUCAAGGGUGCUAAGGAGCACGGGGCCGUUCCAGUCGACAGAGCAGGCAAAGGGCCUGGAGAGUCUAGCAGGGCUAAGGCAUUUGUAGGAGGUGGUUAUCGUCUGGGUGCAGCACCAGAAGAAGAGUCCGCCUACGUGGCUGGAGAGAGGAGAUCCGCUAACAGUGCACAAGAUGUACAUGUGGUGCUGAAGCUGUGGAAGACAGGAUUCAGCCUUGAUGAUGGAGAGCUCAGAAACUACAAUGAUCCUGGGAAUGCCCUCUUCCUGGAGUCCAUCCGCAGGGGGGAGAUUCCUCUGGAGCUGAGGCAGCGCUCUCGUGGUGGGCAGGUGAAUCUGGAUAUGGAGGACCAUAGGGACGAAGACUUCAUCAGACCCAAGUCUGCCUUCAAGGCUUUUACUGGGGAGGGGCAGAAACUGGGCAGUGCCACUCCAGAAUUGGUAUCUGUCCCAAGAAUGGAUCAGGCACAUCAGGCUGCGAGCGAGGCUCAGGCCUGCGCAUCUAUUAGCGUGGAUGAGUCGCAGCCCGUCACCAACAUCCAGAUCAGACUGGCUGAUGGAGGACGACUGGUGCAGAAGUUUAACCACACCCACAGGGUCUCUGAUGUACGCCAGUUUGUGGUGAACGCUCGGCCAGCCAUGGCUGCAGCGGAGUUUGUCCUCAUGACAACUUUCCCCAACAAGGAGCUGACAGACGAGAGUCUGACACUGAAGGAGGCCAACCUGCUGAACGCAGUCAUUGUGCAGCGGCUAAAGUGAUGAUACCUUGUAGUGGCUAUGUUUUAUCACAGCACUCUGAGUUUCCUACUCAGUGGGGGAUGUAUGGACUUGAGGACUUAUCAUUACUUAAUUUUUCUUUCCUUAGUGACAUUUUUCCUCUUUGGCAAUUUUGUGAUGGUGUGUACCUUUUGGAUAUGACAGAAUGGAGCAGGGGAAAAAUAAAAAUAAUUCCUAUGAGAUGCGUUAAUGGAAGGAGAGAAGUAUGGAGUUUCCCUACAUAAUUUACCAAUUAAAAAAAAUACUAGGAAAACACACCCAAACUGAAAAUAAAGAGCUUUCUAAAUAGUUUUCACCUCAAUGUUUUUACCUCAGUGUUUCUUAAGCAGUUCUACUGUUCUUCUUUUACCUCUUCAUUUUCUCUUUUCUUAAUGCAAUCUGUCUCUCACCAUAAUCACCACUCUCACCAAACUCCCAAUGCCUUUAGCCUUAUAAUCCAACACCCACUCCAAUGGACUUCAGAUUUAAUUGCAACACAAAAAAGUUAAAAUAUUUUUUCUAUUGUUUUUUUUUUUUCCUUUCAGUAAGAAAGCUGAUGAUUAACACUAAAAUGGUUUAUUUUUAAUUGACAGCUGCACCUUAUUCAUUUUGUUGCCUGAUUAUAUGCUAGCAAGAUAAGAAAAUAGCUGGUUGAGCCGACCACUUGCUUUGCUGCUAAACACAUCGGCAGCUAUAUUGUAUUCUAUGCAGCCACUUGUAGAACUGGAGACACUGCGUGGUUGUGUGGAGAUGUGGUAAUUCUGCGAUUAAAAUCUCUCUGUCUACCUAUC